AUGGCCACUGGGUUCUCGGCGACGCCUCGCAAAGAAGGCACCUGGACGAAACUUGUGAUCUUCAUUGCGCUCUACGUCUUAAUCCUCGAAUCAAUCCUGCAAUGGGUACUAGUCCUGUAUCUUUACGGCAAUGCUCAAGUGGACCAUAAGAUUACCUUGAGUGUGGUCUUAUCUCUGGUCGCGUCUUUCCUUUCGGUGCCCCUCGUUACUCUUCAGAGCCUUGUCGCCUGGCAGUACAACAAGAUCGGCGGCUUUGGGACACAAAAGACUGUCUUGCAUAAUGCCUGUACUUACGUUCUACGGCUGGACCUCAUGGCUUGGCUGGCUACGAGUGUCGCAGGUCUAGUUGUUGCGGCCCAACAAGUUUACUGUUUGCCCGUGGGAUCAGAUGGUGGUUUUUGGCGAGUCGGUGUCAGCUGUGCCUUUCACCGGUCAUCAGUGAUUGUGUCCGUUGUAUCAUUAGUCACUGUCUGCACCCUCUACUGUGCCAGGGAGUUGUGCGAUCGACCAUACGACGUCUCACUACUCGGAAUCUACAGGCGCCAAUUUAUCUCAAACGGCAGCAUUCUGUCUGGUCAUAGCUGGGACAGUGACGAAACCCUCAAAAGCGAGAUCCUCACCUUGUGUCGCCAACAUGACGGUAAAUCCGGGGGAGAUUCUUGGUCCAUCGACCCUUUGGCCGAUAAAGUGAAGUGUCAUCCCAGCAUCCGACACCCAGCCCCAGUUCGCGUGCGGCCUCUCCUCCGAGUCAACACCGGCCGUGAGUCUGAGCAUGGAGAGAUCACGUCCGGCAUGACAUGGUCACCGGAGGACACCGUCCCCCGUGCCUCUCCCGGGGGUCAGAGCACAGCCAGCGAGUUCCAUCCAAUCUCGCGCACGUCAACUGUGAUGACCUCACAAACUGCCUGCGAGUCACGAGGACUCGUUUCGGGCUGGUCCAUCCCGAAGGUCCCAGCAAUCCCCGAGCAUUUCAGCAACCACAAGAGACAGAAGUCUUCCCUGUCUUCCCUUCGACGAUUUCUUCCCAAGUCCUUCCCUCUAUCACUGCCAUUGUCAGCCGAUCCGCAGAUUCGUGCUCUCGCCGAUCCGAACACUGCUUCGGAUGUCGAGAAGCAGGUCGUGACACCCACCAAUCCACUUAAGGCUCAUCCCCCAACCACCGAGCAAUCCUCCCAAACUGAAGGCCCCGGGCCCAUUGAUCAAAAAAGCCAGUCCACCACCGUUCUCCCUGACGAGCACGGCCGAACCAUGACCAUGAACUCUGCCGAUGCUCCUGAGGUGGUACCCGACCAGUCGCCCAAGGUCCGUCGAUCCCAGACGGCAUGCCUUGCACCUCAUCCCCGCUCCAUCCACCAUCCUCACCACCCCAACUAUGUUCCGGUCCCAGCCCCGGCCAAUCCUCGGACAUACUCUUCGUCCUGCAGACAGCUGUCGGGGCUUGCCCAGAUGAACCACCACGAGAACAUGCGACGAAGCAGCUCGCGUCCCACAAAUAUCGUGCAGUACCCUGUCCCAGUCCGCAGCGCCACCUACCAGUUUGACUCUUCGCACAUCCCCCGCUAUACCCAGAGCCAAUACCACCCGCACUACAUCCCGCAGCCCACUCGCGGGAGCAGCCAACGGCGCUUCGAUCCCAGCCGGACCAUCUCUGUCGUGCCGCGCCGCAACGAUGUCGAAAUCAUUUACCCCAGCACCCGUCGAUCGCGCAGCAGCACCUAUGGUGCAGUUGGUGGUCAUCUCAGUUGCAUCCUCGAGUCCACCUCUGACCCUCGGGCGUCGGUCGAUGAGACACAACGCGUCUCUGCCGCCCUCUCUGAGGCUCCAUCCAACGUCAUUGACCCCACGACGUACCGCGGUACCAAUCGCACAAGCAUAGGCUUUUAUUAG
Messenger RNA from Penicillium alfredii, 1887 nucleotides. RefSeq lists its product as uncharacterized. Bases 1 to 1887 code for a protein of 628 amino acids. Lineage: Eukaryota; Fungi; Ascomycota; Eurotiomycetes; Eurotiales; Aspergillaceae. The record is from RefSeq and is a predicted model, not a curated record. The transcript has 3 exons.